This is a messenger RNA of Fusarium coffeatum, 1299 nucleotides long. RefSeq lists its product as uncharacterized. Gene Ontology annotation, cellular component: cell surface; extracellular region. Gene Ontology annotation, biological process: glucan catabolic process. Gene Ontology annotation, molecular function: beta-glucosidase activity. The record is from RefSeq and is a predicted model, not a curated record. Lineage: Eukaryota; Fungi; Ascomycota; Sordariomycetes; Hypocreales; Nectriaceae. Bases 1 to 1299 code for a protein of 432 amino acids. The transcript has 2 exons.
AUGUAUCCUUCGCUAGUAUCGCUGCUGCUCGUCGGCUCUGCCACAGCCUGGCUUCCCCACGAGCACGAUUUGGCGGCAUUCAACCAGACAGCUCGCCACGAACAACUCGGAAAGCGCUUCAAGCCAGACUUAGCCGAUGGCAUAACCAAGAUCCGCGGCGUCAAUUUCGGCGGCUGGCUGGUCUGUGAAAAAUGGCUACAGCAAAACACAUGGAGUAACCUCCUCAAAUGCGGCAACUCUGAAUCAGAGUUUGACUGCAUGAACGAUCACUACAAAGGCGACAACCGCGAAACAGGAAACAAGCGCUUUGAAGAACAUUGGAAAACGUGGAUUGAUCCCGCCACUGUUCAAUCUGUCCACGAUGUUGGCCUCAACACCAUUCGCAUCCCGAUCGGAUACUGGUCCUACACGGAUAUUGUUGAUAAGAAAUCCGAGCCAUUCGCUGACGGCGAUCGCAUGUUGCCUUACCUCGAUGCUGUGGUGAAGAAAGCUGCUGAGCUGGGCAUCUAUGUCAUCAUGGACCUUCACGGUGCGCCCGGCGGGCAGCAAGAGGAUGUGUUCACGGGUCAGAACAAUAAACCCGCUGGAUUCUACAACGAUUACAACUUUGGUCGCGCGGAGAAAUGGCUGGCUUGGAUGACGGAUCGUAUUCACAACAAUCCCGACUAUAAGACGGUCGGCAUGAUCGAGGUUCUCAAUGAACCCGUCUCGCGUCACGACGCUGGCAAUCGGUACCCAGCUCCAGGUCAAGAUCCAGGCUUGGUAGAGAAAUACUACCCCGCCGCCCUAAAAGCAGUCCGCGACACGGAAGCCAAGUUGAAGGUUUCCGACGACAAGAAACUCCACGUUCAAUUCAUGUCCAAGAAAUGGGACUCCGGUGACCCUCGCACCCAAUCCUCCAUCAAGAAUGAUCCCCUCGUCGCAUUCGACGACCACAAUUAUAUCGGCUUCGCCCUCAACGACAAUCAGCACAGCAAUGCCGACCCAACCAAGCUGAUGCACAGCGCCUGUACCGACAACCGCGUGGUCGACGGUCAAGACUUUACAUUCACUGGAGAAUGGAGCAUGACUUCAGACUACGAUUGGAAGGAUAAAGAGUUCUUUAACAAGUUCUUUACAGCGCAGCAGCAGCUUUAUGAAGAGCCUGGUAUGAGUGGAUGGGUUUACUGGACUUGGAAGACUGAGACUAAUGAUCCGAGAUGGACGUAUUCUUAUGCUACGUAUUUGGGAUAUGUUCCUACUGAUGCGGCGGGGUUGCAGAAGAAUGUGUAUAGGGACGUUUGUGCUGGAUAUAGAUAG